This is a messenger RNA of Lutra lutra (Eurasian river otter), 2366 nucleotides long. RefSeq lists its product as uncharacterized. The record is from RefSeq and is a predicted model, not a curated record. Bases 75 to 770 code for a protein of 231 amino acids. Lineage: Eukaryota; Metazoa; Chordata; Mammalia; Carnivora; Mustelidae. The transcript is spliced from 3 exons.
CCACAGCCACGGGAGACCACACACCUGCCACUCACCUGCCUUCUGCUCCAAGGGCCCAGCACCCCGAGAUCCUGAUGCCAGGGGGCAGGCUCCAGCUGGUCCCCAAGGCCACGUGGAGCUCAGCGUUCAGCCCAGCCCGGGGACACAGCCAGUCUCCAGCCGGGCAGCCGGAGGCAGAAUGGGUUCAGCUUGUGGAUGUAGGGUUCAGCCAAAGCGUCUUUACUGCCGUGUGCAAAGGGGUCUGCGUCCCUAAGUCCCUGCCCUCCUUUCCAGCUUUCCUCCUAACAACACGGAGGCUCAGGGAAGAGAAAAUUCCAUGUGGGGUUCGCACACCCAAAGAGGGGCCACUCCUGGAAGCUGCCUCAGGAGCAGCCUCUCCUGGCCACCCAGAAACGCUUGAUCCUGCGUUUUGGAUGGGUCCAGUCGGCCUCCCUCCACUCCCACAGCUUCAGACCCAUCUCCACCUGGACUGCACCAGGAGACUGCCUGAGGGGCUCACCGUCCUCACCAAAAUGCUCACUUAUCUACCAGCAUGUCCAGUGCUAAGGUGUCCGAGGUCCCUGACCCUCUGGAGGAGCAAACAGACAAAACACAACGGCAAGGCGGACAGACCACACGGAUGCAGCCGCCAUCGUGUGCACGGAGAAGCUGGAAUGACGGUCAGGGGCACGGGCACAUACACCGGGAUGCCGACCGGACCAGCUCUGGGGCCAGCGGGGGGCGUGCGGGGCCUGUGGGGCAGCGCUCAGGAUACCAGCAUUGGGGAAUAACCGUGACGCCCAGAGGCAGUGCCAGGACAGACCCCCUCGGGCCUCUGGAGAAGCACGCCAGAGUCUACACGUGCCGCUGCUGGGCCCUGGCUCCCUUCCUCCGACCUCUGGCUCUCUGGGCACCAUGAGGGGCACCUGUGCCCACUACCUGGCUCCGCACACGGGGCGGGGCCCCGACGGCAGCGGCCACCAGCCCAUGUCUUCAGGGAGUGCUUCUCUCAAGAGCGCCUCCGGCCUUGCCCUCUCCCAUCUCGGGCUAACUCAGACUCUUCGAGCCGCUCAGGUCUGCGAGACUCAGCCACCCCGUGCCACCGUCUAGUCGCUCUUCGCUGGGAAGGUGUGCACCUCCUCUGGGCGGCUCCUGGAGAACGGCCAGUGCAGCGGCCUCGGUCCUCUCCCUGCUGACACAGCGGCCCCCCAGCCCCCAGACCAUCCUGGAGGAGCCCAGGCACGCAGCAUUUCUGCCUCGAAGAGAUCCUCCAGUCCCCGGCGGCGGGAGGCCUGCGGUGGAACCACCGCUCCCUCGGACCGCCCACCCUGUGGCUGUCGCCAAGCCUUCCUCCAGGGGCAGUUCCCACCCAGAAGGAAGGAGCCAGCCCUCAAGGCUGGGGGGCUGCCCCUGCUGCACGGAGCAGGAGCCCGCUUCCUCUGGGCCUCUUCCACUUCCCCGGCUGGGGUGACGGACGGGGUGACGGGCGGCUCCGGCCCCGCUCCGCCCUCCCACUCCAGGCUCGUGCAGAGCCUCCACCGAGCCUCGAGGCGCGGCCCCACGGGGUGGGGGGCAGGCCGAAGGGACCCCGGAUUCGCCAGCCCUGGGCUCGGGCCUGGGGCAGAGCGGAGGCAGGGCCUGUCCCCCUCGGAGCGUCAGGUCACGCUCCCGCCCCUCGGGACCGACACCGCAGGCGACCUCCGGAGAAGCCGCUCUAUCCGCAGGCCUGACCGCGAGCGCGAGCCCCCGGGGCGCGGCGGUGCACGCUCGGUGUCACCGCCCGGCCGGGCCCCCGGGGACCCUCCCACCGCGGGCGCCCGCCGCCCUCGCGCGCCCAGACCCCCGCCGGCCGCGGCCGCCCCUGCCCGCCGGCCAGCGCCCCACGGCCCCACGGCGGCUCACGGCGCCUCCCCCGCCCGCGGCGGACGCGAGGGGGCGUGCGCGGCCCCCAGCCCGAGCUCAGCGCGCCGCGCCUACCGGUCCUCGCACGCGGUCUCGCUCCUCUCCGGCGGCCGGUCGGGCCCGUCUCCGGCCGCAGCGGGCGCCGGAGGCAAACGGGGCGCGUCGGCAGAGACCGGGGGCGCCGCCAUGGAGCUCGGAGGCCUUGCCGCAGGCUGCCGGCCGCAGGGCGGGGCUCUGGGGCCGGCCGCACUGGCCUUCGGGAGUCGUAGUUCAGGGCUUUGUGCUACGCAUUGGCUGGCGCGCCCCGCAAACUACAAGUCCCACAAGGCCGUACGACUCUGCAUGCCGGGACUCGUAGUCCGGCCUCACGCGCCCGGGGCGGGCGUCCUCCGCGGGGAAGGAUUCCCACCCCGAGCCUGACCACAAACUCAGCCGCACAAAGCCUCUGGAAAAAAAUCAAUAAACAUUUAUUUGAUACAGUCAUA